CCGAGCCAGAAUCGACGCUUUCUACCGAAGCUUUCCGAGCAAGGCCGAAAUGAAAUGGUCCACAAACCCGACAUCAACCGAAAGUCCUCAGCCCACUCCCGAAUCGGCCUCAUUGAAGUCUCUAGUUGUCGAGUUGGGGGUGAUGGGGUGGACGAGAUUGGUGAGAUAAAGAAGGAAAAACAUUUCCAUCACUCCUGAGCCCCUCCCUGUCCAGUGAUUUUCGGAUCUGAGGCUUGACAAAGAUCAACUGUUCAAGAUGAAAGUAAUCGGCGCCGCAGUGCUCAGCGUCCUGUUCUGCACGGUCCUGCCAGCAUCUGCAAAAGUAAAAACGGAACACAGGACAGCUUUCUUUGGCGAGGACGUCCACAUCGAUGUCCCACGCGGGAAUGGCAGCGAGGUCAUCUUUAAAUCUGCGACCAGCGAGUCCUACGACAUGCCGCUGAUCACAGCGGGGAAAGUGGUGAAUCACAACAUUUCCUAUUCCAACACUUUGGGCUACCUGGUGCUGGAAGACGUGCAGGAGCAGAACGAGGGCACGUACAUCAUCAAGGACACAAACAAUCCGAACACUGAAAGGCACUUCAAACUCAUCGUCAAGGACUGCGCUUUGGAGCAAAUUGUCAAAUACGGAGAAACCUACUACAUCCAUCUUAGCAACAUUAAAGGACCCAUCACCCUGGAGUUCAGGCCCAGUCCGUCUCAACUUAAUCAGUCAGAGACGCAGUACACAACCGAGCCUCCACCUGUGGUGCUGUACGACCAGACGGGUGUGUUGGCAGAAGAAUACAUGAAACGCCUCAGCGUGUCGGAGAAGCGUGUGGUGCUGCACUCGGUCAGGAUGACAGAUGAAGGCAGCUUUACAGUAAAAGACAGCGAGGGCAAAGUCAAGAUUCGGACCUGCCUGAAUGUCAGAGAUCACCUGUAUUUCAAGCACCUCGCCUAUGGAGACAACUUCAACAUGCAGCUCCACCUGCCCUACUCCAGCGUCAACGUCGUCUUCAAGCCCAAAUCAGACAGUCGGGGCCGAGCCAUCGUGGACGAGGGGGUUGUGGUGACGCCGAUGGACCCGCUGCUGGAGGGCAGGGUGAACGUGGAGGGUUCACAUCUCACCUUGAAGAAGGUCCAAGUGUCUGACUCGGGCGUCUUCAGUGUGACAGACCUGGCUGGGCAUCUUAUAGCUGCUGUCUACAUAGAUGUAGCCCCUUAUAAGCUGCCUCCCCUGACUCUGGCCAUCCUCGCGCUGCUGGGCCUGGUUGCCCUCAUGCUGCUGGCGUGCCUGCUGUCCUGCAUCUAUAAAGUACAUAAGAGGAACGAGAAGAACAAGAAGUUGACGCUUAUUGCUCAGCAGGCUGGCAAGAGUGACGGCGAGGCUUUCAGACAGGUGGUUCGUGAGGCUUACAGCAGGUUCACCGAGGAAUCGCUGACACAGUCGAUGUGUGAUAAACCCACGGAGAGCACAGAGGUCACCAUCAAGGGCCUCGAGGUGUCCAAACCAGGCCGCUACCACACUCUCAACUCAGAUAACUUUUUGGAGAUGAGUGACUCCGGAGUCGAGUUCACCAGCUCUGGCCUCCCACUGGACAGCGACACAGAUGCUGCGAUGACCUACGCUUCCCACAAGCCCCUGCUGAAUGCCGCUUCCCCUCCAGCCAUCUCUGAAGGAUCGCACUCCGAGGGCUUGGAGGCCACUGUGGUCCCUGAUGGCGACCUCAGCGCUAGCCAAACCCCUGACUCUGCCUUGAGCCCCAUCUCUAAUCCUCACUCGCUCGCAGCUGCGACCCCUGAUGGAAGCCUCCGUGGUGCUGCAUCGCCGGGAACCGCCUCCAGAGGCACUGCUGAGUCAGAUACGGCCAAGUCGGAGGGAGGGGCUGAGAGUGGAGAAGGUGAGCAGAAGGAGGAAACGGCCCAGAGCACCUGAGAGGGAGUACCAGGGUGUAUUUUUUUUUAAGCUCACCUCUCCCAACAUAUCCACAGUCGUCUGGCAGGAACUUAUCAUAUCUCACAUCAUCAAGUCCUUCGUCACUGCAUUUGAAGCAACAUCACAGACAAACGUUAAAGCUUGGAUCCAGAUGUCUAGUCUAGCCUAGAAGAAAAUAACUAAAGCAGCAGAUGCUCAAAACGCACAAUGCAAAAUUUAAAGCUGUAUCAAAAGCAGCUCCGUGCAUCUGGAAAAUGCAUGCAUUUAAAUUAAACAUUAGAGUAGCUAUCAUAGUUCAGAUCUACAGGACAUUGCUGACAUUAGAGUAGACUGCAUGCCUGCUAAAGAAGCAUAGGCUCACAAAAGAAGCUGUGAUGACACGAAAAGGGUAAAAAACAUUCAUCACUUUUAGGGAAACGGCUGAAGGGGAUCAAAUGAUUAUGAUUCCUGUGAAAACUGGUCAAAAAAAGGCGACAGCAGUGUGACAGUUUGACAGGUAGAGCCAGCGCGCGUCAAGGAAUCAGACAUUAUUUUCUAGGACCAAGCCUACUAAUGACAAUAACAGCAGAGAGCGUCUCCCUUUCCAAUGGCGAAUCUCAAUGCGUUGCCUCUGACAGCACUUUUGUCUGCUCUCACUGCAUCAGACAAACACAGUGAUGAUUGCAUUUCAGCCCACCCACACGCAGCCUCUCUAUUAUUAACAGUACAAGCAUGUCGGAGAGCGCCUCCACAUCUCUGACAAAAGUGCUUGUUCCAGCAGUCAUUUACCCAGAGAAAAAUCUACUCGAGGUAUUAUUUCUCAAAAACCUGCAAAGUGAAACAAGCUAGAUUAGAUUGAGUACCCUACUACUAGAUGGCUGUUUCCCUUUCUCUUAUAUCCAGUGUGUCAAAUCUGCCAAAUUCAAGGCAUCAUCUGGAGAAAACCGCCUAAACGUCCACUUCAUCUCACUCGCACUAAUGAUAAAAGCUAAAAAAAAGAGGGGAAAAACAACUAACUGCAGAAACUGUCCUCAUCUGUUUUACCCACCCAAGGGAGUUGUCACAAGCCCUGUCAGAGGAAAAUAAAAUCCAGAGACUAGCGUUCAACACGUCUGGGGCUUUUGGAACGGCUCCUGAGAACGUAAUUGGAUUCUCGGUCUCUUUGCAGACGGACCAAUUCACGGACACCGUCGAGUGAGGAGCGGUGAUAAAAGAGACGACAGAGAUGGAACAGUGUUCUAUUCGGCGAACAGAUAAAUGACUUGCAUGAUUUAAAGCCCCCUAUUUUCAUCUCAGCCCCAAUCCAUCUCACGGUGCUCCAAUUAUUGUAGCCCGGUUGUUUGCCAAAAUGAAGUGAGUGGAAAGGCACAGUUUGGAUCAGUCUGCGAUAACGAUGCAGCCCGCAGCCUCAACAGAAGGAGACUGAAUAAGUCGUGAGAAGUGUAAAUGUGUGUGUGUGUGGAGGGGGUGGUUCGUGUAAACCGAAACAACAUUAUUAGACACUCAGUGCUUCGUAUGGAGGAAUGAGUCAAUUCAACCCAUUAAAAACAGGAAAUUAAAAAGAGGAGAAGAUACAAAUCACAAAUUAAGAGUUAAACUUGUUGCUUGUGCUUUAUGAAUCCCAACUUAUCACAUAAUUCACUAUAUGAUAGUCCAGUGUUGUUGACUUAGCUGUUACAAUGUUACAAUGUUACAAAGGCAUCGCUCAAAAUCUGUUCAAUCACUGAAGUAAGAGCAAUAUUUAAGUUUAAGUGCUGCACGGCCACCUUUCAUCCAUUCAAGGGCAUUCGAAUUGUGAAAUCGUGCUGCAGAUUUGAGCUUAAAAAGUGUGAUUUUAAAAAGAGGCCACAGAAUGGGCUGGAGAUGUAGUCAAAUCUCUUUUAAAUUACAUCCUUGAAUAAAAUCAGCUUUUUCUUCUUCUUUUGAAGGGGCUUCUUUUCACAUGAGGAGGUUUGGUAAAUUAGCGGUCACUUAAGAGCAAUCAAAACAUUUUGUGGGAGAACACACACAGACGCUACAGGUGAGAAAUGGAAUAAGUGACGGCAGAUAAAAAGUUUUUUAAAAGAAGCAUGAACAGAGUCAAUUAGAUUAAGCUCUCUCCAUCCUAACAACUGCUUCUGACUAAUUGGUUCCCCUUCCUCGCUGUGAAAGGAGCUCGUGGGCUAAUCCAGGUCACUGGAAGCUGAUUUACACCGCAGUACGAGGCAUCUCACGGCGCUGACGAAACGGCGUCCAGGCAUCUCCUGUCCUCCGCAGGGCCUGACAGUCCGUGAUACCACCAGGGUUGUGUCACGGAAACAUCAGGCACACGCUCCACCCUCUGAAUCACACCCGAACCACGCUUAUCUUCAUCAUCGAGUCCACAUUUCGAUAUCACUAUUAUGGCUGCCAUUGACAGCUGUUAGCAGUACGGCUACCUCAUGCUGUAACCGAAUCAAUGUCAACUGGAAAAGAGAGAUUUACGAUCCAAACCUCCCAGGGUGACUAAUAGCGGUCAGACAGGUGCAGAUAAUCGAUGCCUGGCAAAGAAAAGCACAAAAUUUAACAAGUAAUCCCUUUUUAAAUGUUAAAAAGGGUCCAUACUGUAUUUAAAAAGGGUAAAAGAUAAGAAGCAGCUAUUGUAAAUACAGUAAGGUGAUUAGCAAACACAUAGACUUUUUAUUAGCUCGUUCCCUUCUUAUUCAGGAAAACUUAGUUUGAGUUGCGUAUUUCAGUGUCAUGUGUUUACAAUGACUUGUGUGCCCUACAUUAAUGUGACUGAAUGAUUUUAUAUGGCUGUUUUCUAUGGAUGUGCUUUUGCUCAUGUGUAAACUGAGGGGCUUCCAAAACUCUUGUUAGGUGAGCAAAUUGAUGGUCAGUGGAGUUUCAAUUAAUUCUAAAGCAAUAUUAGUAUUAUAGCACUUACACAUUACUAUCACCCACAGGAAAGAGGAAUCAGGCGUAGCACAUCCUAACAUGAUCAUGUUCACUUAGGUAUCCUUUUUUCACAGUUGUAAAUAUACAGAUAUGUGAUCUGCAUGUGUAUAGUGUGAAAAUACUAACAUAUUUCUUACUGCAAGGCUUAUGCAAGAUUUUAUACUAUUAAAAAGCUGCAUUUAUCCUUUAACCACACAUCGACAGUAAGCAGAAAACUAUGCCUUUAGCUGGGAAGACUCGUAGCUCAUGCCAUGUUUGUGUGUUUGGGCCUCGGUCGUGAUCUGUGAAGUCCUUUCAUCAAAGCUGAUGUCAGCAGAGACUCUGCCGCCUCUGGGGUGCAAAGCAUCAAGAGCGCUGUUGAUUUAACCUCGCACUGCCUCCGAGACCGGGGCAGGAAUGUCGGAUUCACAUAAAGUUCCAGAAAUCCAACCAAAUGCAGGCCAGUAGGAUAUAGUUACAGGAUAAUAAAUUGAUGAUAUGUAAAGAAACGCAUCUGUUUCUCAUAAAUACGCGCACGCUUCUUUGGUUUCUUGCCCAAAUUUGUAACUCCAGGAAAGUCCCAGGUGAUUCUGGUCGUGCCUGAAAUCAUUCACUCAUUCGUUAUAAGCUGAUGCCUGUAAAGGAAGUUCUGUGUAGACAGCUGUCUGUGAUCAAACCUUCUAAUAUCAGUCAGGUGACUCUCUGCUGCUGUCACAGAGUUAAAACAUAACAGCAUCAGCUUAAUAAACUGGCAGUAUUUUGGGUAUUAAUGCUGAUUUUCUCAGUGUCAUAAACAGAACAUUUUACCUUUCAGCACAGCGUGCGAUGGCAUCUUUUGUAGUAGUUGUACUUACACUAUUUAGUAGAGCAUUGUGGUAUAUUUUAAGUGCACGAUAGGGAAAAAGGAUACCAGACACUUAGACGUAGCAUAUAUAUUCACUAUAUAUACACAAUUCACUAUAUUCAUAUAUAUGGAGAGAGAGAGACAUAAAAUUGUGAAUGAUUUCUGAUGCAUCGUUUGCUUGCAUGUUUUAUAUAAUUAUUAACUAGUAGCAGAGUUGGGAUUUUUUUCUAAGUUACAGAGUGUCUGAAGGUUUGUGAUAAGGUAACAUGAAGUGCAUCCUGUACCAA
Molecule: messenger RNA, 5923 nt
Organism: Maylandia zebra (zebra mbuna)
Lineage: Eukaryota; Metazoa; Chordata; Actinopteri; Cichliformes; Cichlidae
Source: RefSeq, a predicted model, not a curated record